AUGGCUGGAUUCGAGGACUUCUGCGCGUCGCUCGGGCUCUCCGUGGGUAUCGGAAAGUUCCUUGUGUGCUACCUGAUCAGCAUCCCCUGCUGCUUCCUCCAGCGCCUCCUCCCAGCCGGCACCGUCCGCCAUAUCUGGGCCACGCUCUCCGGUCUCGUGCUCACGUACAUUGCGUUCGGAUAUGAAUCCCUGGGGCAUUGCGUGGUGGCGUGCGUGGUGGCGUACGGAUCCAUGCUCGUGUACCGGAAGAAAUGCGGAGUGAUCACCUUCUUUACCACCUUCAUCUACCUCAUCGGCUGCCACGUGUUUUACAUGAGCGGCGAUUCGUGGCGGCAAGGAAACAUCGACUUUACUGGCGCCAUGAUGAUCCUCGUGCUCAAGGUCACGUCCGUCGCGUACGACUACGAGGACGGCGGCAAGCCGCGCAAGCCGGACGACGCCAAGACGGCGGCGAUCAGCGACGCGCCGAAGCCGAUCGUGGCGAUGCCGAGUCUGCUGCAGUUCCUGGGCUACACCUUCUGCUGCGGGCUGCACUUCGCCGGACCCUUCUACGACUUCUCCGCCUACAACGACUGGAUCGACCGCAAGGGGAUCUGGGCACCAGGCACUCGCACAGCGCCCGCGCUGGUGCCGUUCCUGCGCGCGUUCAUUCAGGGCAUCGUGGCGGCCGUGAUCCAGCUGAAACUCGCGUCCAUCCUCGAUAUAGACAUCCUCAAGACACCCAAGGUGUACUUCGCCAUGCCGUACUGGCGGCGCUUCCUGUUCAUCUACCACGCGUGCGAGGUCACCCGCUGGAAGUACUACUUCAUCUGGUCGAUUUCCGAAUCCGCCAUGAUUGCCGCUGGGCUGGGCUUCAGCGGGUGGGUGCGCAAGAUUGGCAAGGGGGACGAGGGCGGGAAGGAGAACGGGGGAAAGGCGGACGGGGAGGGGAAGGAGAAGCGCGUGGGAGGGAGCUUCACGGAGGUGGCGUCGUGGAAGCGCGCGCAGAACUGCCACAUUCUGGGCGUCGAGCUCGCGACCAGCACGGCCACGCUCGCCACCAACUGGAAUAUCUCCGUCGGCCUCUGGCUGCGCACCUAUGUGUACGAGCGGCUGGUGCCGGCUGGCGGGAAGCCCGCGUUCGGGCAUCUGCUGCUCACGCAGAUCGUCAGCGCGCUCUGGCAUGGUCUGUACCCUGGCUACUUGCUCUUCUUCGUUGGCGUGGCUCUUGAGAUCGCCGGCUCACGAGUGAUCUACAAGUACGAGCGUGCCAUCCCCCCUCAAGCAACCUUCCUGAAGGGGUUGGCCACGGUGCUGCACGCCAUCUACGCGUGCUUCUGCAACAACUAUGUCGCCAUUGGCUUCAUUGUGCUGACAGCGCAGGAAACCAUCACAGCAUACAAGGGGCUGCUCUAUCUGGGCAACAUUGUGCCGCUUGCCAUCGUCGUCCUCGGCAACUUCCUCCCCUCGCCGCGACCCUCUCGCCGCGCCAAGACCGAGUAG
Closterium sp. Naga37s-1 is the source of this 1482-nucleotide messenger RNA. The record is from the annotation of a GenBank genome assembly. NCBI's taxonomy places the organism in Eukaryota, Viridiplantae, Streptophyta, Zygnematophyceae, Desmidiales, Closteriaceae.